Messenger RNA from Acaulospora morrowiae, 315 nucleotides. The record is from the annotation of a GenBank genome assembly. Lineage: Eukaryota; Fungi; Glomeromycota; Glomeromycetes; Diversisporales; Acaulosporaceae.
CCAUGAAGCUCGGCAUGCCCUAUUUGUGAUGGAAAACGUGGGAGUUAUGGAUUACAUGGCGAAUGGUAUAAAACCGGAACGUAAUAUUGUCUUACCUGCAACAGUUCAAAGACAGAAGCUUAAGGUUGCAAACAUGCAGGCAAGACAGGAACAUUGGGAUUCGUUAAUCAGCUUGAUGCUUGAUUAUCAGUUUCCGAUUUAUGGCAACAACUGUCUAUAUUUACUGGUUAAACAAUUUAAGAGAGCCAUGGCAGAAGGAACUGGUUGCAGAGUUUGUGGUGCCUUUCAGAACGAAGGGGGAAUUGACACCUUGCG